AUGUUGAUCCUGAACUCUGUGGCUCCUCAUUUCCUUGUGCCCUCGGGGAUCCACAAGUCCUAUCCGAUGCAAAACCCCAUAUCUUUGUUGUCGCUUUGCUCUCUCACUUGCGUUUCUGACUGCAGGGAAAAAAAAUAUAGCCCCUUCACCGCACUCCUCUUCUCCCGCCUCUUUCUCGUCUCGACACCCUUUUCUCCCCGAGUCCCGCUGAUGCAUGCACUAUCCCUCGUCGACAACUACAUCUUCCCAAUUUCUGCAAGUACUACGCACGAUGGCUCGCUACAUUACCGAGGCUAUGUCAUGGGCUCUAGUGGGAUGGUUUCUGGCACCAGAAAGAUGGACAAAUAA
Molecule: messenger RNA, 348 nt
Organism: Penicillium robsamsonii
Lineage: Eukaryota; Fungi; Ascomycota; Eurotiomycetes; Eurotiales; Aspergillaceae
Exons: 2
Coding region: 1-348 (115 amino acids)
Source: RefSeq, a predicted model, not a curated record